Messenger RNA from Hemiscyllium ocellatum (epaulette shark), 3349 nucleotides. It is a transcript of the gene znrf3, whose product is annotated as zinc and ring finger 3. Gene Ontology annotation, molecular function: frizzled binding; ubiquitin protein ligase activity. The transcript is spliced from 9 exons. Bases 283 to 2952 code for a protein of 889 amino acids. NCBI's taxonomy places the organism in Eukaryota, Metazoa, Chordata, Chondrichthyes, Orectolobiformes, Hemiscylliidae. The record is from RefSeq and is a predicted model, not a curated record. Gene Ontology annotation, biological process: negative regulation of canonical Wnt signaling pathway; ubiquitin-dependent protein catabolic process; Wnt receptor catabolic process.
GAGAAAAGAGUGUGAGAGUAGUGGAGAGGAUUUCAGAGCUGUGUCAUUGACAUGGUGAUCAGUCUGACCGUUUAGACAAGGAGGAAACAUUAGCUCGAGAUAUCUUCGCUAUUGUCUAACCUUUAAGCAGCGGGCGGAGGAAAGGAAGUCAACAUCUAGAUGGAUAUGUGUUCGUGAGAAGAGGAAUAAGCCGAGUGGAGGGAGAGAGACUGAAAGGCAGACUCGCCCAGGAUUGAAUUAAUCAGAAAUUAUGUCUCGAUCGGCGUUGCUGCAGCCAGCGAGAUGAUGUUGAGGGGUGCUGAGGGAUUGCUAUUGGGAGUGCUGCUGGCCGCGCUUGGCUCACUCUGCGCCAAGGAGACUGCUUUUGUGGAAGUGGUGCUGUUCGAGUCCAGUCCCAAUGGGGAAUAUACAACUUUCACAACCGACUUGCAGGGACGUUUCUCCCGGGCAGGAGCCACCAUCAGCGCCGAGGGAGAGAUUGUGCAGAUGCACCCGUUGGGACUAUGCAACAACAAUGAUGAGGAGGACCUAUAUGAAUACGGAUGGGUAGGAGUGGUGAAGCUGGAGCAACCAGAACUGGAUCCCAAACCCUGUCUCACUGUGCUGGGCAAGGCUAAACGGGCAGUCCAGAGAGGUGCAACAGCUGUCAUCUUCGAUGUAUCUGAAAACCCAGAUGCCAUUGACCAGUUGAAUCAAGGCUCCGAGGAUCCACUGAAACGGCCAGUGGUUUAUGUCAAAGGUGUCGAUGCAGUGAGAUUAAUGAACAUCGUUAACAAGCAGAAAGUGGCGCGAGCACGAAUCCAACAUCGACCGCCUCGGCAGCCCACAGAAUACUUUGACAUGGGGAUUUUCCUGGCUUUCUUUGUGGUGGUAUCUCUGGUCUGUCUGGUUCUACUCAUUAAAAUCAAACUCAAGCAACGCAGGAGUCAGAGCUCAAUGAACAGAAUGGCAGUACAAGCCCUGGAGAAGAUGGAGACAAGAAAAUUCAAAUCCAAGAACAAAGCUCCGAGAGAAGGCAGCUGUGCUGCUUCGGACACACUCAGUAGCAGUUCCACAUCAGACUGCGCUAUCUGCUUGGAGAGAUACGUCGAUGGAGAGGAGCUGCGAGUCAUUCCAUGCACACACCGGUUUCACAAGAAAUGUGUGGACCCCUGGCUCCUCCAGCAUCAUACAUGUCCGCACUGCAGGCACAACAUCAUCGAGCGAAAGAAGGAAAGCAAUGGCCCCAUUUGCAUGGAGGCUGAGAGCCAAGGCCGCAGCAGGCAGCGAGUGGUGCUUCCUGUCCACUACCCUGGGCGUGUUCACAGGACCAGCCAGCUGACCACAUACCCCACCAGGACCAGCAUGGACCCACGUGGAAAUCCUGUCACUGUGCUAACAGUGGACCAGCACAGUGACCAGGGCCUAUACCCAGCAGCACAGUCAAGCUCCUAUGUCAGGAGUUACCCGCCCGUCCACAGUCUGAGCACUCAUCAUUGUAACUUGGAACAUCGGGCCUAUCCUCAGGCCCACGGCCUCAGGAGGCCAAAAUUUAGUGGGCGGAGCUACUCAAGGGCAGCUUGCUUUUCCCAGUAUGAAACCAUGUAUCAACAUUACUACAUUCAAGGACUCAGCUAUCCCCAGACAGAAUCUCAGGCGGGGAUUGUUAAUCACAAGGGGGCCUCCCGUGCAUUUCAGUCCAGUGGGAGCAUGCUGUAUCCCACUGUGGUUCACAUUCCACCAUCCUCCCAGCUGGACGGAGGCAGCACCUCAAGCUUCAGCUGUUACCACAAUCAUCGAUCAGUCUGCAGCGGUUACCUGGCAGACUGCCCCGGCAGUGACAGCAGUAGCAGUAGUAGCAGUAGCUCGAGGCAGUGCCACUGUUCCUCCAGUGACUCCAUGUUGGACUGCACCGAGGUCAGCAACCAGGGCGUCUAUGGCAGCUGUUCGACCUUCCGCAGCUCCCUGAGCAGCGACUACGACCCCUACGUCUAUCGGAGCCGCAGCCCCUGCCGGGCCCUGGACUCGGCUUCAGGCAGGGUAGGGCGCUCCUUGACCCCGGGCCCUCAGGAGGAUGAGCUGCCGGCCUACAGCUGCCCGUCACCCGGUGGCGAAGGCAGGCUGCUCCAGGCCCCAUCGCCGGGAGACCAUCUGUCAAACUGCAGCAUGGACAUGAACUACAGCAGCCAUUCCUCACUGGAGUACAGGGAUUCGAACGCUUCUACCUCAGAAGGUAGGCCCGACUGCUCCUCUGGGUCUACUGCGGACAGUACGCAGAGCUGGUGUGGGCCGGAGGUGGCUGGGGCAGCCGCCCCUCAGCAGGCCUGUGCUCAUUGUUUCGGCGAAACCCACCCUCUGGACUGCAAGGGGGCCGAGGACUGGCGAGUAGAGGGUCACUGCUUCUCGCUGCUGAGCGGGCGGCGCUGUGACGAGUGUGGGACGAGCGCGGAUUCUCGGGCUGCAUCACAGAGUUUGUACAGUGUUCCCCACACGGGCCCGUCGUGCCGGACCGAGGCAGGCAAUUACGAGGGCUUGCCCUGCUGUUUCUAUGAGGAGAAACGGGCACGACGUGGCAGCCAUUUUGCCGAGGACUAUGCAGUCAGUGUGCAGUACACCCUAGCCGACGAGUCGCCGCAUGAAUACUACCCAGCCUCCUCCUCCAUUUCAGCCAACCUCCCCGGCCUCUGCGAGCUGAGCCAGCGCAUUCCCAUAAUCCCCGAGGACACAGAUGGCGACACAGCCACGUCUCAGGAUUGCGAGGCCACCAAGCUCUGCAGGCCGGGGGCCACGCCCUUGGAGCCGGAGAGAACGCGGAGAGCCAGCUUGCCCCCUCUCUCAGGCUUGCCUGACCAAGAGGCCGCCUUCCAGAACAUUUGCUCCGGGCUGCACGAGUCUACCAUGAGAGGUCAUUCAGCAGGAUCCAGACCAUGUCUAAUUUUGCAAAAGGACAGUUCCACUGAGCAGGACAUCUGAUGUUUUAAAAUAAAUAUAUGUGUAUAUAAGUACGGAGAUACGGGAAGCGAUCAAUAAGACUCCAAACUCAGUCCCUGUGCGACUGUUUUAGCUUUGACAAAACACACAGAAGUGGUAAUGCGGAUGAACACGCAAAAUCUGAAGCAUCUUCCCACAACUGAGCUCAAGCUUCGUGUCCUUGUGAUUCCAAGACAAACGUUCUGCUGUUAUUUAAAACCCCUGCUGUCCUUCGUCGCAAGGCAACGAUACUACUGUUGUCAAGGAACGUCAGGAAGAAAAAAAAACUUUGAUCCAUAGACUGAGGGAUUUUUUUUUUUGAGCCUUCCGCAUGCUCAGGGUUAUGGUUGCCUUAGUAAGUCAGCAAUACGAAAUGUGGGAAUAGAAAAUGGAGAGAUGG